GAGCUGGGCCCGCUGCCGACGCGGCUGGGAGCCCAGCGGGUCCCGCAGCGGUUCGCGCUGAAGUGGCAUCUCUCUCCCGCCCCGCUUCCCCCUGGGUCCUUAUCCUCCGAGACCUUUACCUCAUCCUCGACCUUUACCCUCAUCCAUUUCCCCCUCCUAAUCCUUGCUCCUGUGUCCCCCGUAACUGAAUAUCUCCACUCCUGGCGCCCCCCACGUUUCUUCCCUCCCGCCGCAAACCUCGCGACCUCCAGCAGCCCGCCCCCGCGGGCCCGAUCCUGCCUGGCGGCUCCCGCCGCAGCCUCCUCAGCCUUCCCGCUCUGCCGGGGUUCGCCCCACUACGCCCCCGGUCGUCAGCCCUCGGGCUUCCCUGCUCCCCCCUCCCGUCCCCUCGGAGCCCCCUCCCCCGCCUCGGCCAGCCAGCAUGCAGGUGUCUAUCGCGUGUACCGAGCAGAACCUUCGCAGCCGGAGCAGUGAGGACCGUCUGUGUGGACCCCGGCCGGGCCCCGGGGGCGGUAAUGGUGGGCCGGCCGGCGGGGGGCACGGGAAUCCUCCGGGGGGUGGAGGGUCUGGCCCCAAGGCCCGAGCUGCACUGGUUCCCCGACCCCCAGCGCCCGCUGGGGCCCUCCGAGAGAGCACCGGCCGAGGCACUGGCAUGAAAUACAGGUAUGGGGGUGGCCGGGCAGCCCACCCCUUCCGCUUUCCUUUCGGGACCCCUGAGACUGCUUGAGAUGGCCGCCAAGACCCCUUCAAACUUCACUAAGAACCUAGGGAAGUCUGGUCUUCGGGUAUCCUGUCUUGGCCUAGGUACCUGGGUCACAUUUGGUUCUCAGAUCUCAGAUGAGACAGCAGAGGAUGUGCUGACUGUAGCCUAUGAGCAUGGUGUAAACCUGUUUGACACCGCCGAAGUGUACGCAGCAGGAAAGGCUGAAAGAACCCUAGGGAACAUCCUCAAGAGCAAAGGUUGGAGGAGAUCAAGCUAUGUCAUCACUACCAAGAUUUUUUGGGGAGGACAGGCAGAAACCGAGCGAGGUUUAAGCCGAAAGCACAUCAUUGAGGGCUUGCGAGGAUCCCUGGAACGCCUCCAGCUGGGAUACGUGGACAUUGUCUUUGCCAAUCGCUCAGACCCCAACUGUCCUAUGGAGGAGAUUGUGCGAGCCAUGACCUAUGUCAUCAACCAGGGCCUGGCCCUAUACUGGGGGACAUCCCGAUGGGGGGCUGCAGAAAUCAUGGAGGCCUACUCCAUGGCCAGACAGUUCAAUCUGAUUCCUCCAGUGUGUGAACAAGCGGAGCACCAUCUGUUUCAGAGGGAGAAGGUGGAGAUGCAGCUGCCAGAGCUCUACCACAAGAUUGGAGUUGGAUCAGUCACUUGGUACCCUCUAGCCUGUGGUCUCAUUACUAGCAAGUAUGAUGGGCGAGUCCCAGAUACUUGCAGGGCCUCCAUCAAGGGCUACCAGUGGCUCAAGGACAAAGUGCAGAGUGAAGAUGGCAAGAAGCAACAAGCCAAAGUCAUGGACCUUCUUCCUGUCGCUCACCAGCUGGGCUGCACCGUGGCCCAGCUUGCUAUUGCGUGGUGUCUCCGCAGUGAGGGUGUCAGCUCUGUCUUGCUGGGGGUGUCGAGUGCGGAGCAGUUGAUAGAACACCUGGGCGCGCUACAGGUGCUGAGCCAGCUGACCCCGCAGACAGUGAUGGAAAUAGACGGGCUCCUGGGAAACAAGCCGCAUUCCAAGAAGUAGUCUGUCGCGGGCGCAGGGACCCAACCCGGUGUCGCUGCACCCGCCCGAGCCCCGCUCCUCGCAGCCGCCUCUCCCGCUCCGGAUCCCUCCACGCAGCGGCCGGAGCCAGACUAGCCCCGCCCACCAACGAGUCCCGGCUUCGAGUAGUGAUACGCAUGAACAAAGCCAUAUCCUUUUGCAGUGGGGUCGAGAGAGAAAGUAGCACGCCCGCCCCCUGCUGCGUCUUUCUAGGCCCUUCUUGCAAAUCCCGGGCAUGAGCUACUCGCCGUCGGCUCUCUGCCACUUCGUCUCGCUCCCUACUCUCCUCCCCUUAUUCCCGAGGCCCAGAAAAGAAAACAAAAACAAAAACCCAGCACAUACAAGAAACAUACAGUGUACCUCAAAAGGGGCCCUUGAAAUGUCAUCAAAGGGUAAUAACCUAGUGAGUGAGUUGUGAUGUCAUCUGGAACAUAGGAAAUGGGGCUCUUAGCGUAUUCGGUACGAAGGAAGCCAGGCUGGUCCUGGCAGGAAGUAAAUGAUAAUCUUUGGGAAACCAGGACCCUGCCUCCCAGCCCAGAGGUGGAGGAGGGCGGUCAGGGUGGGGUCUACAGUGGCACAGCACUGACAAAGGUAGAGGGAAAUGUAAUAGCACAUCUACGCUGCAGUCUGGUGAAAGUGGCCGGGGUGGUCCUUGGAAAACAGUUGGGCUGUUCUUGGCAGGAAUUAGUGACAGCCUUUCCGUCACGGGCAGGGACGCCUUGAUUUAAAAAAAAUAAAUAAAUAAAACGUCUGGGUAUAGACUUUUGAGCCUUGAGCAGGGCCUCCUACCUGGCAGUGGGGAACUGCAGUCUUCCUCCUGGCAAUAAACCUAAAGCAAUAAUGAUGGCCCCUUCUCUGUAAGACUUCCCAGGUAACUGUAAAUAAACCUCAGCUUGAUCCUCACAGUGUCUAAAGUUGCAGGGGCUUGGGAGGUUAGGGUCACAGUCUCACUUGUCUGGCCCUCUCGCCCCCUAACAUUAGAAAUCUGCUAGCAUUAGCUUUCUCUCCAUUGCUCAUUCACCUUGGUGACCCAGGCAUCGGGCUCCUAGUCACUGUUCUCAUCAAGGACCAAGACACCAGAUACCCCAGGCCCCAGUUUUCUUCCUUCAGCUACCACAUUCCUUAGAACCCAGAAAUCUGGCUUCAUAAUUUUGUUCCUCCUCUUUCUAUGAAAGACUUAGCUAUCUGCCUUUAUUUGUUUGUAUUUAAAGUAAUAUUAGCCAUA
Messenger RNA from Homo sapiens (human), 2976 nucleotides. It is a transcript of the gene KCNAB3, whose product is annotated as potassium voltage-gated channel subfamily A regulatory beta subunit 3. Bases 666 to 1733 code for a protein of 355 amino acids. Gene Ontology annotation, cellular component: cytoplasm; membrane. Gene Ontology annotation, biological process: potassium ion transport; potassium ion transmembrane transport. The transcript has 14 exons. Gene Ontology annotation, molecular function: voltage-gated potassium channel activity. The record is from RefSeq and is a predicted model, not a curated record. NCBI's taxonomy places the organism in Eukaryota, Metazoa, Chordata, Mammalia, Primates, Hominidae.